CAUUUGGUGGCAAGCGGCAGGGAGGAGCGCCGCCUCGGGGUCCUUUCUAGUUGACUUCAGUCCGGGACCGCAAAGGGGUGGCUGGGGAAAUGCGACGCUCGGACGAGGGUCCCCCUGCUGGGCUUCAGUGCGCGCUGUAGGCCGGGGACUUGGACGGCGGUCCGGCAGCUCUUGGAAGCGCCGGCUCUCUUGACGUCACCGCUUCCUCGUCCCAGAAGCGCUCCUGCGCUCGGCCGAAAUGGUGGCAAAACGGGUCUUGGCGUCGCUGCGGUUCCAGAAAGGGUGGCAGCGGGGGAACUCCUCCGUAGGAUGCAAACCGACUUGCAUGGCAGCUAGUCGCGAGCACCUCCGUGGGGCUGAAUUCUAGAGCAAACGUCAAAGUCGACGUUUCCUAACGUCGCUAUCAUCUUUCUUCUUCUUUGGGGAUCACUCGUAGCCGAGUAAGAUUGUCUUCCAUAAACACGGUUCCACAGUGGGGACAUUGGUUUCUGGGUGGGAGUUGAUCACGGUGUGGAUUUCCCAAGCGUGCCUUCCUCUUAGCACGUUUCUUCCUUGCGUCCGGACUUCGAGUGUCUUCAAAGCCACACCUUUGGUAAAGGCUGUUCUCCAAUUGGAGCGCUCACAGGCAAUUUGAUAUAUAUAUAUAUAUUGUCCAAGAUGAACUUCUUCCUGGAAACACUCAGAGCCAUUGGACUGACAGUAUAUUUUACACUGGAGUCUUUCGUCUUAUUAUUCAUCCCUGUGCGGAAGAAGAAUGUGACUGGUGAAAUAGUGCUUAUCACGGGAGCUGGAAGCGGAAUCGGAAGGCUGAUGGCUCUGAAAUUUGCUCGCCUUGGAGCUACGUUGGUACUCUGGGAUAUCAAUGUAGAAGGCAACAAAGAGACAGCCAGACUGGCAAGGAAAAAUGGAGCUGUGAGAGUGCACAACUACAGUUGUGACUGUAGCAAAAGGCAGGAGGUCUAUCAAGUAGCAGAUCAGGUGAAAAAAGAAGUCGGUGAUGUUAGCAUCCUGAUUAACAAUGCUGGCAUUGUGACGGGAAAGAAAUUCUUGGACUCUCCAGAUGCAAUGAUACAGAAGUCUAUGGAAGUGAACACAAUGGCACACUUCUGGACUGUCAAAGCAUUUCUUCCAGCCAUGGUAGCUUCUAAUCAUGGACAUGUCGUAACUAUUGCAAGUGCAGCUGGCUUAGUUGGCGUCACUGGACUGGCAGAUUACUGUGCAAGUAAAUUUGCAGCAGUUGGCUUCGCUGAGUCUCUAGGUUUAGAGAUAGUGGCAUUGAGAAAGACUGGUAUUAAAUCCACCAUUGUCUGUCCAUUUUUCAUAAACACGGGAAUGUUUGAUGGCUGUCAAACCAAGUGGCCACGGCUCCUGCCUAUUCUAGAUGCAGAUUAUGCAGCUGAAAGAAUUGUCUCUGGUAUUCUGCGAAAUCAGGUGUAUGUCUACAUGCCGCGUAGCGUAGCCAUUUUGGUUGCACUGAAAAGUUUAAUACCUACAAAGGUUGGUCUUGUUCUCGGAGACUAUAUAGGGUAUUUCCAUUUUAUGGAGACGUUCACAGGUCGUGGAAAAAAGAUUGAAGACAAUAAAUCUCAGUAAACAGCAACAAAAAUUCCAAUUUUGACUUACCUCCUGAAAGUCAGACAUGUGGAACUCCUAUAAUGCCAAUACUUGAUGUGUGUGCCUGAAACAUCAAAGACAGCAUGACUUGUUAGUAAGAAAUAAAAUUAUUUUUGAACUAAAUUUCACUGAUGGUGGAAUAUGAAUGAUUUUUAAUUACAACUGUUUUUAGAACUGCUGCUAUGUCCUUGCUGUAUGUAGCUUGUGAAUUAAUAUUUUAUUGCAAUAAAAAUCACUUAAAUCUUGGAACAGAUUUGUAUAUAUUAAGGCUUUAUGAGCUUUACUUUUUCAUGUACAAAUUAAACAGCAGCAAUAAUUAUAAAAACUGUUUUUCUUAAUAAAUGAUUUAUCUAACUCCUGAAGUCAUGGUUACAUGCACACGAAAGCUCAUACCAAAAUAAAAACUUAGUUGGUCUUUAAGGUGCUACUGAAGGAAUUUUUUUAUUUCCUGAAGUCAUAUUUAUCCUGUGUAUUUUUGUGUUUCUGGCCUAACACUUUUAAUAUGGGUGAAAUGGGGAGAACAGUAAUUUUGGUAACAGAAGAGUGUAAUAUUGAUGUACCAUUUGUGUAUCUAAUUUUGUCUUCCAGCUUUGUGAGGUUCAGUUGGCAGGAGCCACCUAGUGAGCUUCAUGAUGAAGAAGAACUUUAUCUUGAGUCUUCUAUGAACCAACUCUCCUCUCUGCCCCAUUACAUACAGGCAGAGACCAUUUUGCACACAUCCAAUUGACAUUUGACCACCAAUGUGUGGGUCCUUUUGGACCUCAGAGAGGGCAGGAGGGGGAUGGGGCAAGCUUAUGCAUACUCCACCAACACAUGCGGGAACUAGGAACCAAACACCUGUGCAAAAUGGUCGCUAUCUGUACUUUCUAAUAUUAAGAGUUGGUGGUAUAUUUUUACUUUACAUUGUUUAUGUACAAGUAACAGCCACAAGUAUGUUUCUUUUUAAUUAAUUUAUUUUCUUACAUUUAACAAUGCAAAUGUUUCAGAGAUACAAAAAUAACAAUGGCUUGCCUGUUUGACAUCAUCUGUUCCACAGCUUAAGAAAGAAAAUGAUGCAAAAUUGUUAUUGCAGGGAGUUCAAAACAAUGCUAUGAAUAAUAAGAUCACAAUUCUAUGGAAGCACAACAGAAUGAUCAAUAGUAAGUCCUGGAAUAUAAUAUUAUCCAGAUAAAAUUAUACUUUGCCGAAAUGUUAAAGCCAUAAUUUUGUCUUUUGACAUAAGCUGUGAAUGACCACCAUGUAGCUGCAUAGAACGAGUGAGUUUUUAGGAGAUUGUGAUAAAUAAGACCUCCUUAAACAGGGUGUCAAGGGGGAAAGAGUUUAUCCUCCAUCCUGGGCAAUGGUUAAUAGUGUGGCAACAAGCAAAUAAAUUAUAUGUGGUUUACAAAUAAGAUCAGCAUUCUGAUUGGUGAGGACGGACAGCAACGUUGAGGAUAUGAAUAGACUAGGAUACUUACUAUAUCCUUGAUUUUUUGUAAAACUUGGUCAGCUAAAAAUAUUUUAAUACUGAAUUGAUUACUUCGAAGUAGCAACAGCAGAAAUCUACAGUAAGUUAAAAAUAUAUUCCAAAUAUCCUUUUUCAGUAUAAUCAUCUGUGGGAAAAGCAAAGUGAAACAGAAUGCAGUUACUGUACAAAGCAUCCUGCCACUCCUCGCAACCCAAAUGGAAAGUGGUGCAAUGGGGGGGACAGAAGAUGGGACACACAAUUCUUUCAAAGCCGUGCCCUGGUUGCCCUUAUUGUAAAACUGCCUCAGUAGCAACUAUAGCAAAACUAGGCAGGGAAUCAAGAGAUCCAUCCUGAAUGUGUGACACAAUGGGACCAUGUUUCACCGAGCAUCUAAAUGUCAGAGGCAGGGCCAGCUGUGCAUCCUGUCACGAGAUGCUGCUGCACACCCAACCCUGCACUUGGGUGGGGGAGCACUGGAUAAGGCAUAAGAAGAGCCAGCUGGAUCAGGCCAAUGACCCAUCUAGUCCAGCAUCCUGUUCUCACAGCGACUGACCAGAUGCCUGCAGUGAACCCACAAGCAGGAGCCCUAGGCCCAAGAGCAGUCUCCCCUCCUGUGGUUUCCAGCAACUGGUAUUCGUAAGCAUGACUGCCUCGAUCAAAAGGUCAGGAUUGUGUGGCAUGGAGGCCCUGGCAGGUCUCACACCAUUUAAAGGCAAUGAACUGCACUAUGAACUCGAAAAACUGUCUCUGAAUGAUGUGUUCACACCCCUCUCUGUGGAAAAACAGUAUACAGCACUGAUGCUGCCUUGUUCACCUUUAUAUGAGUUCUUAAUAGUAUCUGUUGGUAGCGUUAGCAAAUACAUCUUGUAAAUGGGCCAGAGUCUAAAUAAAAGUUAGGCUAAACCAGGCAUAGGCAACCUUGGCUCUCCA
Molecule: messenger RNA, 3991 nt
Organism: Zootoca vivipara (common lizard)
Lineage: Eukaryota; Metazoa; Chordata; Lepidosauria; Squamata; Lacertidae
Source: RefSeq, a predicted model, not a curated record